Messenger RNA from Coccidioides immitis RS, 1432 nucleotides. RefSeq lists its product as uncharacterized. The record is from RefSeq and is a predicted model, not a curated record. Lineage: Eukaryota; Fungi; Ascomycota; Eurotiomycetes; Onygenales; Onygenaceae. The coding region runs from base 351 to 1103 and encodes 250 amino acids. The transcript has a single exon.
UAGGUCUGUCAGCCUUGCAGCGCGCCGUCUCCUCGAUGCCGACUUCCGUGACUUCACGAGACCCGUGGUCACCAGCCCCGCGAUCCAAGGACUGGGACGAUGCCACUUGAUCCUUUCCCUUUCACGAUCCUCCAAACGGAGUAAACAACCCUUGUGCAUUUGCAUGUCCUGCCCCGAGAACAGGGCGGCACUUGAGGCAUUUUUGACAGUGCCCUCCCUUCAGGCUUAACGAUUUAAUAUCUCCUCUGAAGGACACAGUCGCAGAAUCAACACGUCUAUUUUUGCCGAAUCGGCAGAUUCAGGCAAUAGUUUCAGCCUUUCCUCUCGCAUAUUUUGUGAGAUCUUCCGUCAUGGGUCAUAUACCAGACGAUCCAGCUCCGUCAUACGAAGAGUCAGUGUCCUCCAGGCCGUUCAGCGGGACCGACAGCAAACAUGCGCCGGACUUUCAACCUGCAAUGCCUCUUGCUGCUCAACUUGCCAACACUCGGACUCGGCGCAUCAACGCGAUCCUUGAGACAUACGUUGAUCCGCUGCUCAUAUCACAAGGCGUGGCAGGGCUCUACAAGACAAUAUUCAUCCUUGUACCGUCUACGGUCUCCAGUCUCCAAGAUGCCGUCAGUAACGCCUACACUCAACCACCAGAGCCCCAGGUCGUCGGCUUCCCCGCCAACGAAGUGGUCAAACUCAUUCGAUUGAAAGGUGAAGAAUAUGCUAUGGAGUUUUGGCGACAGCCAGCGGUCGUCGCAGAGCUGGAAUCCUCGAUGAAGGCAAGACUUGUGUCUUCGGGGCACAGACUGUUCGAGCCGAGCGACGUUCCGGCGGUGAACCCGGAGCCCUCUCCCAAGGUUCAGGAAACAAGGAAGGUGGGGUUUUGGGGGAAAAUAAGGGGAAGGGGGGUUAAUGACGACGAGAUAGAGGACCGAAAGCUUGGUUGGCGGGCCGAGGAGCCACAGGCUGAAGGCUCUCCGGGAAGGAUUCCUACCGGCCUGGUCAAGGUUUCUGUGCAAUGGAAAGAGAUUGCAUUGCGGAUUGCAAAUGACAUGGGCCUCUAUGAGAGUAAGCGGGGUCCUGCUUUGUGUAUCGUCGUUGAAGUAGGGACGUAGUACGAGCGAUGACCUCAAUUGAGGUGUCCCAUCCCAUGGGUCCGUGUGUAGCCCUUUCCAUGGAGCAAUGAAAGAGACUUCCCAGCACCUUCACGGUCCGAUUUGUCUUUUUGGCUUUCAUUCCAAGCAUUUCAACGUUCCGGCUCCUGGCCCCAUUGGACCCCAGGUCACGUGAAAUUCUAACUUUCUUCGAAGGUUUUCUAUGGUGGGAUGUUUGGAAGCGUUUCGACCGAGGGGUAACAGCCGCGAGAGUGUUGACAUUAGCGAGAGUGCCUUGGGUGUUUUACAUUGUAUAUUAAGGUAAGCUUUAAUAUAUUGAGUUAUUGAAA